GUCAAGCGCGGCUGAACGAAAACGACGCCGCUGGCCGGAGAAAACUUAACGAAGAAUUUUGUCGUGGUGAACGUCACUUGAUUUCUCUCGAAAUUUUUUGGCUGAUGCAAUCGUGCUAAAAAGCACAAUUUCUCAACUUAAAGCCUUGUGGAGAGUGCAAAUAGUUAGUGAUUAGUAAAAGUGAAGAAGGGACAAGUGUGAAAAUGGCUGAAGAAGAUUCGAUAUUCGACACGUUCAUGCAGAAGAAGAAGAAAAAGAAGAAGACUACAUUCGAUUUGGAGGCAGCUUUGGCUGUCGAUGGGACAGAAUCGGGUUCUGGGGCACCAGCAGAUGCUUCCAAUGCCACGAAUAAUGCCGAAGAGGGUGAAGGUGAUGACCAAGGUGGCGUAGACUUCAAUGAUGACCUGGAUCUCGAGACUUUUGGUGGCAAGAAGAAGAAGAGCAAGAGUGCAAGUCAACCGGCUCAGGACAAGGAUCUCUCAGCUGCAGGAGCAGGAGACGAUGGGGAGAAUCAGGAAGAAGACUUUGAUCUGGACAUGGACUUUUCCAUGAUGAAAAAGAAAAAGAAGACGAAGAAGAGGCUGGAUGAUCUCGUGGUGGAGGAGGAGGAUAAAGCAGAUGAUAAAGAAAAUGUUGAGGAUGCCAAUUCCUCCUGGGCUGGCUCUGAUCGCGACUAUACUUACGACGAACUCCUUAAGCGAGUAUUCGAGAUCAUUCUGGACAAGAAUCCUGAGAUGGCGUCUGGCGGAAAGCCCAAAUUCGUGAUGAGACCGCCACAGGUUCUGCGAGUUGGCACCAAGAAGACCUCCUUUGCCAACUUCAUGGAGAUCUGCAAGGUGCUGCAUCGGCUGCCGAAGCAUCUUCUGGAUUAUCUGCUGUCGGAAUUGGGCACAAGUGGCUCAGUGGAUGGCAAUAAUCAGUUGAUUAUCAAGGGACGCUUCCAGCCCAAGCAAAUUGAGAAUGUCCUGCGUCGCUACAUCAAGGAAUAUGUCACCUGUCACACCUGCAAAUCCCCCCACACAAUCCUGCAGAAGGACACAAGACUCUUCUUCCUGCAGUGCGAAUCCUGCGGCUCACGCUGCUCCGUCGCCAGCAUCAAAUCCGGCUUCCAGGCUGUCACCAGCAAGAGAGCAGCUAUCCGUGCGAAAACUGCAUAAAUCCCUCCUCCUCCGCCCCCCCACUGAAAAUCCCCCCUUUCCCCCCGGAAGAAUUGUCCAACUUCUGCCCACACAUUCUGCUGGAAGGAAUAAUUGUAUGGAGACUCUUUUUUUUUGUGUAUGUGAGAGCGCAAAGGAUAAUGUAUAAAAUUUCACUGAGUAAUUAAAUUGUGGGUGUUGCAGUGA
This is a messenger RNA of Phlebotomus papatasi, 1343 nucleotides long. RefSeq names its product eukaryotic translation initiation factor 2 subunit 2 (gene eIF2beta). Gene Ontology annotation, molecular function: translation initiation factor binding; translation initiation factor activity; mRNA binding. The record is from RefSeq and is a predicted model, not a curated record. Bases 204 to 1157 code for a protein of 317 amino acids. Gene Ontology annotation, biological process: formation of translation preinitiation complex; translational initiation; formation of cytoplasmic translation initiation complex. NCBI's taxonomy places the organism in Eukaryota, Metazoa, Arthropoda, Insecta, Diptera, Psychodidae. Gene Ontology annotation, cellular component: eukaryotic translation initiation factor 2 complex. The transcript has 3 exons.